Molecule: messenger RNA, 1171 nt
Organism: Galleria mellonella (greater wax moth)
Lineage: Eukaryota; Metazoa; Arthropoda; Insecta; Lepidoptera; Pyralidae
Product: odorant receptor 46a-like
Exons: 7
Coding region: 155-1111 (318 amino acids)
Biological process (GO): detection of chemical stimulus involved in sensory perception of smell; sensory perception of smell
Cellular component (GO): plasma membrane
Molecular function (GO): olfactory receptor activity; odorant binding
Source: RefSeq, a predicted model, not a curated record
AGGAGUAAUAAUUAUUAAAAAUACAUUAAUUUCUUUAUGAGCUUGUUCAAAAAAAAAUAACGGACUAAAAUAAUUGUUUAUUUUCACAGCAAUUGUCACAGUUGCAUUCAUUCCGUUACUCUUGAUCAGCUUCUACGACACAGCUUGGUACUGGAUGGAAGGUGACAUAGGAAAUAUGAUUCGUGUACUCAUUAUAACUGGACCAUUUGCAGGCAGUUUCUUCAAGAUGGGUCUGUGCUACAUGAAAAGACGAGAAGCGAAACACGUGCUUGACGAAAUCAAUCGAGACUACACCAUUUGCAAUAAUCUGCCUCCGCGAUACAGCGAUCUGAUUACGGAGUCCAUAGCUGAAGCUAAAACUUUUGAGUUUCGCUGGAGUAUUCUGUUAUUAAUUCCUUCUUUCAUAUUUAUAACAAGAGCUGCCUAUUUGACUGCAUAUAAUUAUAUCGUGAAUGGAGUACAGCAGAGAUACAUGUUCAACGAUUUGCCAAAUCCUUUUCGCCCACUUGAAGAAAGGUUUAACUCCCCAUAUUUCGAAUUCAUAGUAGCUUAUACAGGACUCAGUGGUAUUAUGUAUAUACUACAGUUCAUGGGAUAUGAAGGUUUAAUGGCAAUUAGUAUGAGCCACGCAUGUGUCAAGAUGCGACUCUUUUGUGCAGCGUUGGAAGAUGCGUGCCGUACAGAAGAUCCAAAAACGAGGAUGCGAUACAUAGAUGCAGUUCGGCAGACCUUCGAAAUAUGGAUGAGUUUGAUAAGUUCAGCUUCAAUUAUGGAAAUGUGCAUUUGUAUGUACUAUGUCACGCAGGGCUUUGGAUUUGACGCAAGAUACGUUUCAUACUCGCUUGCUAUCGUUCUUUACAUGUUUACGUUAUGCCAUUAUGCUGGUAAAAUCAAGAAUAUGGCUGCUGAUGUCCCAACAUUAAUCUAUAGCUGUGGAUGGGAGAAGAUUUAUGACAAAUCUGUUAGGAACAUUAUUGUUUUCAUGAUAGCAAGAUGGCAAUUUCCCGUUAAUAUGACUAUAUUUAAUGUAAUGGACUUCGAUAUGGAAUUAUUUGUUUUCAUUGUCAAGACCGCGUACUCGUUCUUCACACUACUUAUUAAUAAUAAAUAAAUAGAUUUUAUCACUUAUUUUAUAAUUAGUCCUACAUUUUUAAAACUAUUUAAAAAGUGC